Ipomoea triloba (trilobed morning glory) is the source of this 4871-nucleotide messenger RNA. RefSeq names its product ABC transporter C family member 10-like. The transcript is spliced from 12 exons. Gene Ontology annotation, cellular component: plant-type vacuole; vacuolar membrane. The coding region runs from base 241 to 4668 and encodes 1475 amino acids. Gene Ontology annotation, molecular function: ATP binding; ATP hydrolysis activity; ABC-type transporter activity. The record is from RefSeq and is a predicted model, not a curated record. Lineage: Eukaryota; Viridiplantae; Streptophyta; Magnoliopsida; Solanales; Convolvulaceae. Gene Ontology annotation, biological process: transmembrane transport.
UUUAUACACUGACGUAUAUGUCUGGGGCUGUAUGUGCUCCAGAAUAUCCAAAACCAACCCAACCCACCACCCUAAUCAUGGAUAAAACAGUGCCCGGUUGUGGGUUCUACUUUUAAUUUUCACGCCAAAAAGUUGCGACUUUGAGAAAAUCCCAGUGUUUAGUGAGGGUGAACUGCCAUCUUCAUCCGAGACUGGUGCCGCUUGUCCCGUCUGGGAUUUGCAGGGAAAGGUUAAUAGGAGAUGGAGAAGCUUUGGUCUAUUUUCUGUGGCGCAUCGGGUUGUACAGAUCAGAAUGGGAAGCCCUGUGUUGCUGAUUUGGUGUUCGUUACUCAUCCUUCCUCCUGUAUCCAUAACAUGUUGAUGAUAUGUUUUGAUGUUAUUCUUUUGCUUGUGCUUCUAUUUGUUGUGCUCUUCAAGUCCACAUUAAAACCUAUGAGCUCUCGUGGCAUUGGCAUUAGUCGUUUGCAAUUGAUCUGUGCCAUCUUUAAUGGUUUAGUGGGUGUGAUAUAUUUGUCAUUGGGAAUUUGGAUUUUAGAAGAGGAAGUUAGGAGAACCCAAAGCAUGUUGCCUAUGCAUUGGUGGUUACUAAUGUUGUUUCAUGGGAUUGCAUGGUUAUUAUUGAGUUUAACUGUCACCCUUCGUGGAAAAUAUUUUUCACAAACCUCACUCAAGCUUUUCACCAUUCUUGCCUUGGGUUUUGCUGGAAUUUCUUGUUGUUUCUCUCUCACUAUUGCUAUUGUUCACAAAGAAGCAUCUGUUAAGAUAGCUUUAGAUGUAUUGUAUGUCAUAGGAGCAAGUUUAUUGCUCUUAUGCACUUACAAAGGCUUUAGAUUUAGUGAAAAUGAGCUUUAUGCUCCUUUAAAUGGUACUACCAAUGGAAGCAACAAGAUUGAUCAUGUAGGAUCAGUCAGUAAGUUUGCUGAAGCGGGGACUUUGAGCACAAUGACUUUCUGGUGGUUGAAUCCGUUGAUGAGACUUGGGAGGGCGAAAACUCUUGAGGAUAACGACAUUCCCAAAUUGCGCGAACAGGAUAAGGCAGAGUCAUGUUACUUGAUGUUUAUGGAGUUAUUGAACAAACAAAAACAACGGGAUCCUUUGUCCCAACCUUCAAUCCUGAGGACACUAAUCUUGUGCCACCAGAAUGAGCUCUUUGUGUCAGGAUUUUUUGCGCUGCUGAAAAUUAUUAUGAUUUCUGCUGGUCCUAUGAUUCUUAAUGCCUUCAUAGAGGUUGCCGAAGGAAAUGCAAGUUUUAAAAAUGAGGGCUACAUAUUGGCUGUACUGUUCUUCAUUGCAAAGUGCUUAGAAUCUUUGUCGCAAAGGCAAUGGUACUUCAGAUGCAGACUAAUUGGGUUAAAAGUGAGGUCAUUACUUACAGCCGCCAUAUAUAAGAAGCAAAUGCGAUUAUCCAAUGCUGCCAAGCUAACACAUUCUAAUGGUGAGAUUAUGAACUAUGUCACUGUGGAUGCCUAUCGCAUUGGAGAGUUCCCGUUUUGGUUGCAUCAAACAUGGACCACAAGCCUUCAACUAUGCUUUGCACUUGCAAUUCUCUUUCAAGCAGUAGGGCCGGCAACUUUUGCAUCCUUGGUAGUAAUAAUACUAACUGUGCUCUGCAAUGCUCCCCUCGCAAAAUUGCAGCACAAGUUUCAAUCCAAGUUAAUGGAUGAACAAGAUGAGAGGCUUAAGGCCAUGUCAGAAGCUCUUGUGAAUAUGAAGGUUCUGAAAUUGUAUGCAUGGGAAACUCAUUUCAAAAGCGUCAUCGAGAAUAUGAGGAAAGUAGAAGAGAAGUGGUUAUCGGCUGUUCAGAUGCGCAAAGCAUAUAAUAGCUUUCUAUUUUGGUCCUCACCUGUAUUGGUAUCAACCGCUACAUUUGGAGCUUGCUACUUUCUUGGAGUUCCAUUGCGUGCAAGCAAUGUCUUCACCUUUGUAGCAACUCUUCGCUUGGUUCAGGAUCCUAUAAGAACAAUUCCUGAUGUUAUCGGUGUAGUGAUUCAAGCUAAAGUUUCAUUUGUAAGAAUUGCCAAGUUUCUCGGAGCACCCGAGUUGGAUAAUGCAAAUGUGAGACAGAAGCAUAUUGUGAAAAAUGUUGCAACUUUUGCCAUAUGUCUGAGGUCAGCCAAUCUUUCUUGGGAAGAAAAUCCACUGAAACCUACACUUCAAAACAUCAAUUUGGAGGUUCGCCCUGGUGACAAGGUUGCUAUAUGUGGGGAGGUUGGCUCGGGGAAAUCAACUCUUCUGGCAGCGAUUCUAGGAGAAGUUCCAAGCAUCCAAGGAAUUGUUGAGGUAUAUGGAAAAAUUGCAUAUGUUUCUCAAUCAGCAUGGAUUCAGACAGGAACCUUUAGGGAUAAUAUUCUAUUUGGUUCUUCAAUGGAUAGCCAGAGAUACCAGGAAACCUUGGAGAAGUGCUCGCUAAUAAAGGAUCUUGAGUUACUACCUUAUGGGGAUCUUACUGAAAUAGGAGAAAGAGGAGUUAAUCUUAGUGGCGGUCAGAAGCAACGGAUCCAACUUGCCCGUGCUCUAUACCAAGAUGCUGACAUCUAUCUAUUAGAUGAUCCUUUCAGUGCUGUUGAUGCACAUACUGCUACCAACCUAUUCAAUGAAUACGUCAUGGGAGCUCUCUUGGGGAAGAUUGUCUUGCUUGUGACCCAUCAAGUUGAUUUUCUUCCUGCAGUUGAUAUUGUCCUGUUGAUGUCAGAUGGAGAAAUUUUACAAGCGGCUUCCUAUCAACAGUUAUUGGCCUCGAGCAAAGAAUUUCAGGAGUUGGUUGCGGCACACAAAGAAACUGUGGGUUCUAAAAGGCUUGCUGAGGUUACUUCUUUGCAAAGGAGCAAAAGAUCUACAAGAGAAAUCGGAAAGACACAACUCGACAAACAAACUAGGGACUCUAUUGGUGAUCAACUGAUUAAGAAAGAAGAGAGAGAAUUGGGGGACACCGGACUUAAGCCUUAUUUGCAGUAUCUAAGUCAGAACAAGGGCUACCUGUUCUUUUCCAUCACAGUUUUGUCACACAUUAUAUUUGUGAUUGGCCAGGUAUUACAAAACUCGUGGAUGGCCGCAAAUGUUGAAAAUUCUCAAGUUAGUACUUUGAAGCUAAUUGCGGUUUACUUGCUAAUUGGUGUCGCCUCAGUGGUAUUCUUGCUGACUAGAUCUCUAACGACGGUUACUCUGGGUGUGCAAUCAUCGCGCUCUUUGUUCUCACAACUUUUAACCUCUCUCUUUCGUGCACCAAUGUCAUUUUAUGACUCCAUACCACUAGGAAGGAUACUAAGUCGGGUAUCGAUAGAUUUGAGUAUUGUUGAUCUGGAUGUUCCGUUUAACUUGAUAUUUGCAUUUGGAAAAGCCAUAAACUUCUAUUCUAAUCUUACAGUGCUAGCCAUUGUUACCUGGCAAGUCUUGUUUGUCUCCAUACCAAUGGUUUAUCUCGCCAUUCAAUUACAGAGAUACUACUUUUCAUCUGCCAAAGAAUUGAUGCGUAUUAAUGGGACUACCAAAUCGUUUGUGGCAAGCCAUCUAGCCGAAUCUAUUGCUGGAGCGAUGACAAUUAGGGCGUUUAAACAGGAGGAUAGAUUCUUCGUGAAGAAUCUCGAGUUAGUUGAUGUUAAUGCUAGCCCCUUUUUCUACAACUUCGCAGCAAACGAGUGGUUGAUUCAAAGGCUAGAAACAAUCAGUGCGACUAUUCUUGCCUCAUCUGCACUUUGCAUGGUUUUGCUUCCUCCCGGGACUUUUAGCUCAGGGUUCAUUGGGAUGGCAUUAUCUUAUGGUCUAUCGCUAAAUACGUCCCUUGUCAAUUCCAUCCAGAACCAGUGCACCAUCGCAAACUAUAUCAUUUCAGUGGAAAGACUAAAGCAGUAUAUGCAUGUACCAAGUGAAGCUCCCGAGAUCCUUGAAAAGAAUCGCCCUCCAGUGAAUUGGCCGACUAGAGGUAAAGUGGAGAUUCAAGACUUGCAAAUUCGGUAUAGGGAAGAUACCCCGCUUGUUCUGCGGGGGAUAAAUUGCACCUUUGAAGGAGGGCACAAGAUUGGCAUUGUAGGCAGGACUGGGAGCGGGAAGACUACGCUUAUUGGUGCUCUCUUUCGCCUGAUUGAACCAGCAGGCGGUAGGAUUGUGGUGGACGGAAUCGACAUAUUUAAGAUCGGGCUCCAUGAUUUGAGGUCUCGCUUCGGGGUUAUACCACAAGAUCCUACUCUUUUUAAUGGAACAGUGCGAUACAAUCUAGACCCCCUCUCUCAACAUACUGACAACCAAAUAUGGGAGGUUCUUGAGAAGUGCCAGCUAAAGGAAGCCGUGAAGGAGAAGGGUAAAGGACUCGAUUCCUUGGUUUUGGAAGACGGAUCAAACUGGAGUAUGGGACAAAGACAAUUGUUCUGUCUUGGUCGCGCUUUGUUAAGGAAAAGCAAGAUUUUGGUGCUGGAUGAAGCCACUGCAUCAAUUGACAACGCCACAGACAUGAUUCUGCAAAAAACAAUCAGAACAGAAUUCGCGGAUUGUACUGUGAUCACGGUUGCCCAUAGAAUACCCACAGUUAUGGAUUGUACAAUGGUUCUUGCCAUCAGCGACGGGAAACUGGUAGAAUAUGAUGAACCGAUGAAGUUGAUGAAGAAAGAAGGUUCAUUGUAUGGACAACUAGUGAAGGAGUAUUGGUCUCAUUACCAGUCAGCACAAUCACGGUGAGUUUCGACUUCAAUUCAUCCAACGAGACCACAAGAAUGAGAAGAUAGAUAACUUUUGUUUAUCAAAUCAAAAUGCUCAACAAGUGGUAGAGGUGCAAUUGAAAUCUUUUGUUUAUUCUUCCCUUCUCCAUCUUCUUGAAGUUUAUUAUGCAAUUAAGAUAGAUAUUAAUAAUUGAGUAAAUUAAUUAAAGAAAGGUCACAACA